AUGGCUUUGGACGUGGACUCGACUCUGAGACGUUUAACGCAGCUUGGUCCUUACCAGAUUCGUAUUUUAGUCAUGUUCAUGUUCAUAUUUUUACCCAUCGCCUAUCAAACUCUUAUCAUGGUGUUUGCGGCGUACGAGCCACCAUGGAUGUGCGCCAACAAUAGUUCGGCGUGUUUGGAGUCGAACAGCUCAUCAGCACUGAGCAAGGUCUACAGCACAGCAACAAGACCUAUUGAACUGUACGAUAGAAGAUGUUCUCUGAACAGAAGUGACUGGAAGUUCGCGGAUUACAAUCUUUACGAAGGACCACAUAAGACGAUUGUUGAUCAGGUAAUAAAAGACAAGGUUAUAUCUUGUCAUUCUCAGGCUGACAGUUCACUUCAGUCGGCCAUUUUCAAGAAGCAGAAAGGAUUAGGAGUAGCUUGUGAUCUAACCGAAGUAAGCUACCGAACUGGUUGGCCUGAGAAGCGAGCCUUGGCAGGGACUGUGGUUUGGUUUUACUUCACGGCAACCCUGAUGAUUCUGGGUCUUAUCGCCUAUUUUGUUCGUAACUGGCGCACACUUAUGAUCUUAUCAUCAGCUCCGUGGAUUUUUACUCUGGCAUUUUGGAAAAUCUGUGCGAUAGUUGCUCGUGAACGGACGCAAAGAAGAAGCCCGAGAAAUCUUGAUGAACGUAGCAAGGGUCAACAACAGCGACAUGCCAAGCGACGAACUUCAAGUCCCAGAGACCACAGCCAAAAAGGGUUUCUUGGAUCUCUUGAAAACAUGGAAACUGGCCAAACUGUCAAUCAUUCAGUUGUAUGCAUGUGGUUAAAGAAAGUCAGCGGUCACUCCCCGCCGCAGAAGGGUUUCCACUUAACUUAUCUUUUAUUGUUGUAUUUCAGGUUUGUUCAUGGUGUAUUGUAUUACGGGUUCUCUUUGAGCUCAGGUGAAUUUGGUGGUAUCAUCUAUCUGAACUUUGCGUUAACAAGCUUGGUGGAAGUGCCUUCGCAUGUAUUAGCCAUUGACAACUGUAAUAGGUUUGGCCGUAAAAAGACGACAGUAGUCUUUAUGACCAUUGUAGGACUUUCUAUUGUAGCGGUAUCAUUUAUCCCAGCCGGAACAGAAAACACAGGUAACAAGGAAACUAUAUCUGUGUUCAUUAGCCAUUUUUGCACCUUCUAGUAUGUGGGCACAUUAUGUCUUUAGCAUUAUUAAAAUCACUGUAGUCCAUACUUGUCUGUCCGUUUUUAAAAGUGGUAUCUUUUAAGGGGUCAAAUAAAGCUUGAACCAC
Orbicella faveolata is the source of this 1273-nucleotide messenger RNA. RefSeq names its product solute carrier family 22 member 15-like. NCBI's taxonomy places the organism in Eukaryota, Metazoa, Cnidaria, Anthozoa, Scleractinia, Merulinidae. The record is from RefSeq and is a predicted model, not a curated record.